Messenger RNA from Gloeophyllum trabeum ATCC 11539, 2139 nucleotides. RefSeq lists its product as uncharacterized. The transcript is spliced from 6 exons. Gene Ontology annotation, molecular function: DNA binding. Gene Ontology annotation, biological process: DNA integration; DNA recombination. The record is from RefSeq and is a predicted model, not a curated record. Bases 1 to 2139 code for a protein of 712 amino acids. NCBI's taxonomy places the organism in Eukaryota, Fungi, Basidiomycota, Agaricomycetes, Gloeophyllales, Gloeophyllaceae.
AUGGCUGCCGCUAAGGCAAAAGCUGCUGGAAAGAAGGCAAAAUCCAACUUGCCGUCCACACCUGCAACCCUUGCCAAACUUCAGGUUCUGGGGAAAGAGAAAACAGAUGAGUAUUUACAUGCUCGGAAUACGACCAUAAAGUAUCAGCAGCAGGCAAACAAUGCACAGAAAUGGCUUGCAAGCUUCUUCGCUGAGGAGAAGGCGGCAGAGAGGGAAGGGCUGGUUGCCGGGCUUGUGCAACCGGGGAAAGGGGAGUCCCUGGCAGGUCUAGAGAAAACAGAAUCAGCUUCGCUCUUUAGGGACCCUGAGUUCCAGAGAGCAUUAGACGGACCACCAGGACAAUAUACACCGACAGCGAUCUCAAUGUACCUUGUGUAUAAAUGCUUUGAGCAAGAUCUGAAGAACUCUACAGCAGUGCAGAUACACGCCGCACUGAUCCGUGAAUAUGACCAGAUGGACGCAGAUACGUACCGGGGGAGAUGGCGCUAUGACGAGUCCCGCCGCAUGUGGGUAGGGAAUCCGGUGCGAUCUGCUAAAGUCGAAGACGUGAUGCUAUCAAUCAAGCAUAAAGAUGGGAUUGAUGGCGGCGAUCGAAAGCACUCACUUGCCAUGUCGAAGAAAUGCAUAGAGCAGCUGUAUGCAUGGUCAAGCGCACUCUGCCCACCACAGACAUGGUCGCAUCUGCCGGAAGACCUCGUGGUAGUGGAAAGGCAGGCCAUCCACUUGCGGUUUCGUGCACGUGCAUCUCUGGGCUUCACGCUCUGGACAAGGAACUGCGAGACAACACGCUUACAGUAUCAGCACUUCGAGUUCAACGACGCGCGUCGGAAGGGAGGGUCUCCGCUCGACCCUCCCCAUUUCGAAGUCAAUCUGACGAAUCGGAAGAACUGGCAACGCAAGCAGGAUAAGAAUCAGUCGGUGUGCGGACAUAACUACAAAAUCUACCCCCAGCCAAAGACCCCCACGACCGAUAUGUAUACGCACCUGCUUGAUUGGUUCGACUUCUACGAGCUGCUGCUGGGAAGAGCGCUGCAGCCCGAGGACUACGCCUUCCCAUUCAUCGGCACUGAUUGCAAAGUCCACCCUCAUCGCGCGAUGUCCUCCGACUUGGUACAGAAGGAGUUGAACGAGUUUGCUAUGCUAGCUGGGGUGCGCGGGGCGGGAUCAUUCACGACACACUGUUAUCGGAGAGGUGGUGCGCAGUACAGAUUCAUGUUCGCGCCGAUUGGAGAGCGAUGGACGCUUGCUCGUAUUCGAUGGUGGGGUGGCUGGGCCGAGAAAGAGCAUCGCGAUACAUUGAUCAGAUACCUACUUGAUGAGUUGUACAAUUAUGAAGAGGAUCAUUCAGACGCUCUAUGUCCGAUAUCGCGCGAAGCCGAGCACUCGCUGAUGGGUGAGGCUGCACUGCAACGCCCUGCCUCUGUCGCUGAGCUGGGCGAAUUCCUCACACGCAUCAAAGAGGAGAAUCCGGUACUGAUCCAACAGGCGGUUGCUUCAUCACUAGCUGCCGUUAUCCCUCUGUUUGCAGCACCUCCUACUACUCCGGCACCUCAAAUGGUAUCAGCACCGGUGCAGAGCCUUGCGGGCAGGUGUGGCAUGGCAAUUCAAACAUUGCCUUUUGCACCAACCUGUGCUAGUUCUGCGAGUCAGCUGCCCACCCCUCGACGUGAUGCGCUGGUCUCGCAUCCCCUAAAUCUUCACUUCCCAACCGUGCCUCUAGCCUCACCACAGGUCACCUCCUACCAGCCAUUGCCGCCGCCGGCACCCACUCGCACAAAUCCCGCCUGGAUAAUCCCCGCCGUAUCUGGUAAAGAGGCCUGGCGCAAGAUCAUCCAGGACUGGGAGACCGCAGACGCUUCGCGCUCUCUUUCGAUCCCUUUGCGCGAUUGGACGACGGAACAAAUCAAGCAGGGUGGUGCGUCGAUUUACAAGCAGCGAGCGUUAAUUGCAACCGAGUUCAUCGAUACCUACGAUCGUGACGAAGCAAAGUUCAUCGCCGCAUACCCUGAGCAUACGCAGGGUGUGGUACGCUUGCUGCACGCCAUCCGAAUAGCGCGUGCAGUCCGCGGUCAGUGCAAGCAACGGCGCAGCAAGAACGGUACGCCGGAUGAAAGGGCAAGACGUUUCGGGUCGGCGUGA